Rhododendron vialii is the source of this 3167-nucleotide messenger RNA. Its product is annotated as eukaryotic translation initiation factor 3 subunit C-like. Gene Ontology annotation, biological process: translational initiation. Gene Ontology annotation, molecular function: translation initiation factor activity; RNA binding; translation initiation factor binding. Gene Ontology annotation, cellular component: eukaryotic translation initiation factor 3 complex. Bases 130 to 2964 code for a protein of 944 amino acids. The record is from RefSeq and is a predicted model, not a curated record. NCBI's taxonomy places the organism in Eukaryota, Viridiplantae, Streptophyta, Magnoliopsida, Ericales, Ericaceae. The transcript is spliced from 4 exons.
AAUUAUUGCAAUAUAUAUUCUCUUUCAACACUAUCUAGGGUUUUCCUCUGUAAUCGGCUGCGGUCGUGAUCUUCAAUCGAGCAGGCGUUUGUGACUUCUGAUUCAUUGGAUUAUAACUCAGCACAGAAAAUGGCUUCAAGGUUUUGGACUCAGGGUGGUAGUGAUUCCGAGGAAGAAGAGAGUGAACAUGAUUCGGAGACUAGUGAUGUUGGACCAGUCGAGGCUUCAGCUGCGACUGCCGGUAGCAGGUACUUGAAGGAAAAUGCUAGUGAUAGCGACGACUCAGAUGCGCAGAAGCGCAUUGUUCGAUCUGCCAAAGAUAAACGAUUCGAGGAGAUGUCUUCUACCGUUGAUCAGAUGAAGAAUGCUAUGAAGAUUAAUGACUGGGUUAGCUUGCAAGAGAGCUUUGACAAGAUUAAUAAGCAGCUCGAGAAGGUUAUGCGGGUUAUGGAAUCAGAUAAGGUUCCAACUCUGUACAUAAAAACUCUUGUUAUGCUGGAGGACUUCUUGAAUCAGGCAUUAGCUAAUAAGGAAGCUAAGAAGAAGAUGAGUAGUAGCAAUGCUAAGGCCUUGAAUUCAAUGAAACAAAAACUGAAGAAGAACAAUAAGCAGUACGAAGACUUGAUUAAUAAAUUCAGGGAGAAUCCUGAGAUCGAAGAUGAAGGGAGUGAUGUGCCGACUGAAGAGACUGAAUCGGAGCUUUCAGAUAUUGAAGAUGAUCCGACUAAGAUUGUCAUAGGGUCUGAUUCCGGAGAUGAGGACGAAGGCGAAGGCAGAGGUGGUGAUGGUGGUGUGUGGGAGAAGAUGUUAAGUAGGAAAGAUAAGAUCAUGGACAAGCAAUUUAUGAAAGACCCUAGUGAGAUCACAUGGGAUAUAGUUAACAAAAAGUUCAAAGAGAUUGUGGCCGCUCGGGGUAGGAAGGGGACAGGAAGGGUCGAGCUGGUUGAACAGCUCACGUUCCUCACUAAGGUGGCUAAGACCCCUGCUCAGAAGCUUGAGAUACUAUUCACUGUUGUUUCUGCUCAAUUUGAUGUGAAUUCAAGUCUAAGCGGGCACAUGCCAAUAAAUGUGUGGAAGAAGUGUGUGCAGAAUAUGCUUGCUAUACUGGAUAUACUCGUCCACCAUCCAAACAUUGUAGUUCAUGAUGCUGUGGAGCCUGAAGAGGAUGAAACCCGAAAAGGAACGGAUUUCAAGGGGACAAUUCAUGUUUGGGGAAACUUGGUGGCCUUUCUUGAGAAAAUAGAUGUUGAGUUCUUUAAGAGUUUGCAGUGUAUUGAUCCUCAUACUCGUGAGUAUGUUGAGAGGCUAAGGGAUGAACCGAUAUUCUUGGUUCUUGCCCAGAAUGUCCAGGAAUAUCUGGAACGUGUUGGGGAUUACAAGGCUGCUGCAAAGGUGGCACUAAAGCGGGUUGAACUUAUUUAUUAUAAGCCACAGGAAGUCUACGAUGCUAUGAGGAAAUUGGCUGAGAUGACAGAAGCUGGAGAGAACGGAGAAACAGAGGCAGGUGAUGAACCCAAAGCGGCCGAAGAGAUUAGGGGCCCACCUGCAUUUGUUGUUACUCCUGAAAUUGUCCCACGCAAACCCACGUUUUCAGAGAGCAGCAGGGCAAUGAUGGAUAUCCUAGUUUCCCUCAUUUACAAGUCUGGUGAUGAGCGGACCAAGGCUCGAGCAAUGCUUUGUGAUAUCUACCACCAUGCUAUACUAGAUGAAUUUUCAAUAUCACGCGAUUUGUUGUUGAUGAGCCACUUGCAGGAUAAUAUUCAGCACAUGGAUAUUUCCACCCAGAUACUCUAUAACAGAGCCAUGGCACAGCUUGGUUUGUGUGCAUUUAGGGUGGGACUCAUUGCAGAGGGACACAGUUGCCUUUCUGAACUGUAUUCGGGUGGCAGGGUGAAGGAAUUACUUGCACAAGGUGUCUCCCAAAACCGUUAUCAUGAGAAGACUCCUGAACAGGAACGGUUGGAAAGGAGACGGCAGAUGCCAUACCACAUGCACAUAAACCUAGAGCUGCUGGAGGCGGUCCACCUGAUAUGUGCCAUGCUGCUGGAGGUCCCCAACAUGGCCGCCAAUGUCCAUGACGCCAAGCGCAGGGUCAUAAGCAAGAACUUCCGGCGGUUGCUUGAGGUGAAUGAGAGGCAAACGUUCACAGGCCCACCUGAAAACGUCCGGGACCACGUAAUGGCGGCUACCAGGGCCCUUACCAAGGGAGAUUUCGAGACGGCAUUCAAUGUAAUUGACUCCCUUGAAGCAUGGAAGCUCCUAAGGAACAGAGAGAGGGUUCUAGAGAUGCUUAGGGCAAGGAUUAAGGAAGAGGCCCUUAGGACCUAUCUCUUCACCUAUGCAUCUGCUUAUGAGUCGUUAAGCCUUGACCAACUCGCGAAGAUGUUUGAUCUUUCCGACGCCCAAACCCAUAGUAUUGUGAGCAAAAUGAUGAUAACUGAGGAACUACAUGCGAGUUGGGACCAACCCACGCGGGCUAUGGUUUUCCAUGAUGUUGAGCACACUAGAUUGCAGGCUUUGGCAUUCCAACUGACGGAGAAGCUAUCGAUCCUUGCAGAAAGUAACGAGAGGGCCAUGGAAGCUAGGACAGGGGGCGGCGGCGGAUUGGACACCCUUCCUUUGAGGAGGAGGGACGGUCAAGAUUAUGCUGCUGCUGCUGCCGGUGGUGGCAAUAAGUGGCAAGAGAAUUGGUCUUUCUCACAGGGAAGGCAAGGAGGUAGCAGUGGGCGAACUGGGUAUAGGCAAUUGGGCGGAGGUCAGAAUUCUGGGGGAGGGUACGGUAGGGACCAGCGGGGGCAGCCUCGUGGAGGAACGGGAGGGUACUCUUCUGGGUAUCAGAGCACACGAUAUCAGGAUACUGCGUACGGAGGAGGUGGAAGAACUUAUCAGACUGGUUCCGGGAGGGGGUCCCAGAUGGACGGUACAACCCGCAUGGUUAGUCUGAAUAGGGGCACUCGUGCUUAGUGAAGAUACGCAAGCGUUGUCACCUGUUUAUUCAGAUUUUUGUCUUUAGGAAUCACUGAGAUUUGAUUUGUUUCGUGUUGCUCUUUGAAGUUUUAUUUGAUUGAACUCUCAUUUAAGACUGUUCUUCGGAUUCUUGCGAAUUCAGUUUUUCUCCUUUGUUUUUUAUUUCAGUUAUAUGAUUAUGAGAAACUGGUUUUUGGUAA